Molecule: messenger RNA, 3115 nt
Organism: Chenopodium quinoa (quinoa)
Lineage: Eukaryota; Viridiplantae; Streptophyta; Magnoliopsida; Caryophyllales; Amaranthaceae
Product: protein FAR1-RELATED SEQUENCE 8-like
Exons: 4
Coding region: 262-1494 (410 amino acids)
Biological process (GO): regulation of DNA-templated transcription
Source: RefSeq, a predicted model, not a curated record
GCUUUAAAUAAGAAUGCUGGAGAGAGAAAAACAUUCAGGUGAGGAGAGAGAAAAUGUACACGAUGUCGUAGUUGGCCGGCGUUGAGUAAUUCGACCGGAAUACAAUCUUCUAAACCACCAUCCAUUCAACUCAUGCGACUUGAUUUCUGAACUGGAACUCGGAGGAGAGAGAAUUGCAUACUUUUUGAUUUCUAAGCCCUAACUCAGUUCUGUUAUUCCCAAAUUUCCAGAUGUGAGUUGUCGAUCCUCAAAAGUUGUACCAUGGAAGCUGAAAUUGUUUGCCCUGAGUCUGGUAUGGUAAAUGAGGUCAAUAUGUUUGAUCAGAUUCUUGUACAUGAUAGUCAUGCUGAAACUGAAGUCCCAUCAUCUUUGGAUUGCUUAACACCUUAUGUCCAGCUCACCCAAUGUAGUCAGUAUGGCCCGUCUUUAACAUCUCCUGUGACAACCCUUGAGACUGUGGAUACUAUUGUGUCCACCAACAAGAUUUGUGUCUACUCUACUGUUGAACCACCUAGAGUUGGGAUGGUGUUUAAGUGGUGGGAGGAUGUUGAAAGCUAUUAUAAAGAAUAUGCAGUGCAACAUGGCUUUGGUGUAACUCGUCCAUCAGGGUCCUACACCAAGGAUAAGGACAGGAGGGUGAUUAAUUGGCGAUGUGAGUGUUGGGGCCCCCCUGAUAUGAGGGCUAGGAGGGAAUCCAAGAAGAGGGAGAAAGCUAUGGAAGUGUGUGGUAAAGGAGCUGUAGCGAAUGGGGAAAUUGGAGAAAAUGAACUAAAUCGGGGGAAUAGGACUUCUAAGAAAUGUGGAUGUGAGGCUAGAAUAUAUGCAAGUGUGAAUUCACAAGGCGAGUGGGUAUUGAGGAAUGUUGUUCAAGACCACAACCACGACUUAUGUCCUACCAAGUCCAACUUAGUAAAAGAAUACCGAAUGAAGAAUUAUACAUCAAAGGUGAAGAAGAAGCUAAUGGACUAUUAUGAAGAAGGAGUUCUUGUAACACAAAUCCAUGGCUGUAUAAGCACUGAGAUGGAUGAUGUUGAUAAUUUUCCAACAGUUAAAGACCUUCAGCACGAGGUUUACAAGGAAAAGGAAAGACGUUUGAAAAUGGAAGGUGGUGAUGCUGCUGCCAUGAUGGCGUACUUUGAUAGGAUGCAAGCAGAUAAUCAAAUUUUUUUUCAUGCUCAUCGAUUAGAUGGGGAAGGCCGGUUAAAGGAUGUUCUUUGGGUUGAUUCUAGGAGUCGGGCAGCUUACGAGGAGUUUGGGGAUGUUGUAUGCUUUGAUGCAACAUAUCUUACAAAUAAAAAUGAGCUCCCCUUUGCCAAUUUUGUGGGGGUCAAUCAUCACGGCCAAUCCCUACUCUUGGGGUGUGCCUUAGUAUCACAUGAAAAAUUUGACACAUUCCUAUGGAUUUUUACACAGUGGUUAGCUUGUAUGGGCAAACCCCCGGGUGCUAUAUUGACAGACCAAGCAGCCGCUAUGAGGAAGCCUUGGCAGCUGUGAUGCCCUCUUCUCGCCAUCGGUGUUGUAUUUAGCACAUCAUGAGGAAAUUUCCGGAGAAGUUGGGCAAGUGUAAAGGCUAUGCUUAUUUUAAGAGCCCGUUAAAGACUCUCAUAUAUGAGAGCUUUACCUGUGAGGAAUUCGAGGCCCGCUGGCAUGCAUUAAUUGAGGAGUAUAAUCUACAAGAUAAUGACUGGUUGUGUGAUCUGUUUGAGGAAAGGCAUAUGUGGAUUCCGGCAUUUAUGAAGGAGCAUUUUUGGGCUGGAAUGAAGACAACGCAACGUGUGGAGAGCAUAAAUAGCUUUUUCGAUGGCUUUGUUAACAGAACUACGCAACUACAUGAAUUUCCCGAGAAAUAUACUCGGGCGAUGGGGAAGCGGGUAAAAGCGGAACUGGAUGCCGAUGCAAGAUGUGGCAAAUACCUUAGGAGGCUUGUUAGUGGUUUUAAAGUAGAGAAAUUUUUCCAAGAAAUAUACACUGAUGCUAAGUUUCAGGAAGUACAGAAGGAGUGUGCUAGGAUGGGGUAUUGUAACACCAAUGAGAGGCGAGAUAUUGGGAACAAUAAGACAGAGUAUGAACUAGAGGACCGGGUUUGGAUUAUACCAGAAGGCAAGAGUGAGGAUGUUAUUACUGACAAGAAGCGUAUAAUCCGUGUGAUAAUGAGAGUAAGGAGGUCUCUUGUGAGUGCCGCAAAUUCGAGACAUUUGGUAUAUUGUGGAAGCAUGUUAUACGUGUUUUUGACUUGAAUGGUGUUGUUGUUAUUCCCAAUAAAUACGUGCUUGAUAGGUGGAGGAAAGAUAUACCUUGGAAGCAUACCCGGGUUAAAGUUGCCUACCAUGAUCCAGGUGACCAACCGCAUGUGCAGCAGCACCGUAAACUGAUGAGGGAGUUUGAAGGAAUUUGUGACGAGGUUUGUGCAGUAGACGAUGGUGACACUAUUGAGAUGGUCGUGGGAAGUCUAAACCAGCUGCGUUUGAAUGUUAAAGAGAGUAGGAAAACCUUCCUUGUAAAGCAAGCAGCACUCCCAUCCUUACCUCCCUCAGAAAAAGGAUCAAACCAGGUGGGAACCCAAGCCCAGACACCAUCAUCUGGUGUACAAAUCAAGGAUCCUACCCCACGCAAGAAGCCUCGUGGCAGGCCUAAAGGGUCAAGGUACAAGAGUUCACAAGAGACCGGAUACAAGAAUAAGAAACAAUCUGCCAAUAACCAGAAAGCAAAUCUGGUGGUAGAGGGUAAGAGAAAAAGAUCAACACGUCAGCUUAGCAAUGUGUAUGAGGAUUGCGUAGAUCCUGACUGGAUUGAAGAGCACAGUGAGUCAGACAACUCGUACGAGUUCUGAAUGAUGUAGGAUUAUGAUCAGUAAUUUCUUGGAUACUGAAAGAUGGAUUAUUUUGCUAGAUUAUGCCAAUAACUUAUGCUUAUAUUAAAUGGGGUUAUUAGGACCUCUACUUUUGUGUAUAACUUACAAUAUGUUUUGGUCGUACUUCUAUUAAACUUAUGCUUAUAUUAAACUUAUGCUAUGACUGUAUUGGCUGAAACUUAUUCUUGAUUUGGUCGUUCUUCCAAUUUCAUGAGAUCUCCAUUUAUUUGACGAGGGAAAUACAUGCCUUGAUCCUUGAAGAAA